Molecule: messenger RNA, 222 nt
Organism: Leptosia nina
Lineage: Eukaryota; Metazoa; Arthropoda; Insecta; Lepidoptera; Pieridae
Source: the annotation of a GenBank genome assembly
AUGCUUCAACAAGAAGUGGAUGCCGGGGCGCUAAUACCCCUAGUUCCCUUCGAAAACGAGCUCUAUCUCGAGAGCCGUAGAGCGCAAACUCGGUCGCGAGCCGUUUCAAAAUUCAGACGUAAAAAGACGAGAGUGGCUGAGCCGAGGUGGAAGCUAAAGUGCGGAAUAAAAGUGACGAAACUCGAAGAAAUAAACUGGAAGCGAACAGUGAAUCGUAUUUAA